CCAUUGAUGUUUCAGCAAGUAACGGCACAAGCAUCCAGUAGUAGCGAUAACAUAAUACUCACUUUAGCUCUGUCAUCUCUACCACAAGUAUAGCGGAACUUUCAAUUUUUGUGUUCAAAAUGUCUAACUAUUUAUUCGGCACUUGCCCGUAUAAUAAAAACCAUCGCAUUAUGCUCCUCCGCAUGCCAGGACACAUUGUAAAAUGUAUGCAAAACUACGACGGUCCGCCAUUGCACACUUGCAAAUACAAUGCCACACACCGCGUGCUCGACAUGGAAGAGCAUCUGAAAGAAUGUGAGGAGUACGUGAAGUUUAAUGAGACUAGUAUGAUUCAUAUAGCCAAUUCGUUUCACGUGACUCCGGUUCUUACCGAUGAAGAUACUGUAUAGACAAAAUGUUGAAGUCAUCUUAUAUCAUUUAAAACACUUACAUACAUAUAACUAGACCCUUCUUGAAGAAAAAUAUAGCAUUAUUGUUGUAACUUUAAUCUUUCUAUGAUUUGCCUUUUGUGCACUAUUUAAGCUAUAUGGAGAGCAUUGUGUGAACGAAUAUUGUUAUUAUUUCAUCAUUUAAGAAACAAACGUACAAUCCAUGUACAAAUUAUCGAUGAA
Drosophila miranda is the source of this 611-nucleotide messenger RNA. Its product is annotated as gametocyte-specific factor 1. The transcript has 2 exons. Lineage: Eukaryota; Metazoa; Arthropoda; Insecta; Diptera; Drosophilidae. The record is from RefSeq and is a predicted model, not a curated record. Bases 120 to 389 code for a protein of 89 amino acids.